Molecule: messenger RNA, 4377 nt
Organism: Anthonomus grandis grandis
Lineage: Eukaryota; Metazoa; Arthropoda; Insecta; Coleoptera; Curculionidae
Exons: 10
Coding region: 51-3764 (1237 amino acids)
Source: RefSeq, a predicted model, not a curated record
UAAAAGAAAAAGACGCAUAUGUUUAUAUUUAUUGGUUACAUCACCGUAGUAUGGCGGCUCCUCGAUCCUCGAGGAAAACCAAAGGCAGAUCACCUGACACGCCCUUUUUCACAAGAAAAAAUGCUAACUCGAGGAGUGUGACAUAUGCCUAUGCUACCAAAACCCUCUCUACAAUUCCCUUUCAAGUUAAAAGUAAAGAAACUUUCUGUAUCAGAUAUGGCGAUAUGAUAGAAGAAAACCUGAUGCUGGACAAUGAUACCAACAAGAAUACUUUUCAUAAAUUGGACAAGAGUUUACUAAAACAUAGUUUUCCCAAAAUAUUGUUUCUAAAGAAGAAUUCAGACGACGUAACGGAUACAAUGCAAACGUUAGAUCCUUUAGAAGAUUUAGAUUAUAAUACGAAUAAUGGAAACAAGAGUGAUAUAAGUGCCUCAGACAAUUUAUCUUUAGAUAACAAAAACGAACCAUCUACUGCCACCCAUAGCUUACACCAAGAACUACACGACGAUUAUUCGAAAGAAAAACAGAAGAACCGCAACAGCUUUCACCAAAAUGUGGAGGAAGCUUUAAGCUCGUUAUUGUGGCAACCUUACGAGUACCAAACCCAUAAUAGUAACGACGCGUAUAAUGGAAAUUACGAAAGUUAUGAUUACGAAUCUUUUUCAACAUGUUCCUACACGCCUUCCUCUUCGCCGAUCAGCCUCGACCUUGACGAUACAUCUGACAACACCGCUCCGAGCCCGUCCAACACAAAGAAGAACGUACCAUCUUCCACUUUUCUUCAAUGCACCGCCGCGGUACCACCACCAUACCGAAGAGACCUACAUUCUGAUGUUAUUAACCUAAACCGACAAGAGACCACCAACCAAUCCGAACAGGUCUUCGCGCCACGUGACCGUCUUUUACAACGUUCGGGCAAUGGUGCAUUCGUCAGUUUGGCGUCUCUCGCCAGUUCACUUUUAGACGCGGAGUACGGGAUAGUGCCGCACGUUGAUUCCGUGACGUCAUGCUUUGGGGAGUUUUCGGGUAAUACGAGCAUGUACGGUGGUGGUUCCGGUGGUGCGGGCGCCCAGCAAAAUAACGGAAGCACGAGCGGUGGUACGGCGGAUAAUGCUUUCAACUCGGUGGAUUUAUCGUUAAAUGCGGCGAAUAUUGUUGGAUUACCGUCGAGCCAUGCACGGUACGCCUCGGUACCUUGCGGUGGCACCAGCACGAACUUUCAGAAUGCCCAUGCGGUAACUAGGUCGCAGAAUGUCGUCGGGUAUCCACAACAUUAUAGACAUAUCUCGGAACCAUCUCAACAGUUUUUUAAGUAUUCAGGUAGUAGUCAGCAGGUGCCUUCGUUGAGUCAAAAAUCGAACCAAUCUGGGAGUACUCAGCUAGAGCAGCACAACUUGCAAUUGAUCAAUCACUUUAGGAGCAGCAGUGUUCCAAAAUCUAUGACUUUGGUCUCAAAAUAUGACGUCACAGCGAAUAGCAUACCUCCCUCUGGUAGCUUAAGGGUUAAGGGACCGCAAGUUAUCUCACAAAACUCCCUUAGUUCAAAUGGAGAAUCGAAUAGUAAUAAAAUUAAAGUUGCUACUAAUGUGAAAGCUUCAAACAUUUCAGUACCUUCUCCGUUAAAAUUACAACCGGCUUCAUCAAUAUCCUCAGUUUUCCCCUCUAAUCCUUCCGGUAAUGUCAGUAACGUUAACGUAAAUUUUUACAGGGCAGUACCCGUAAACGUCGUAAGUUCAGUGCCAACAAUUCAUUGUUUAAACACUUUGGGCAAUAACCAAGGCAACAGUGUCUCGAACGUGCAAGUGCUCCCUCUGGGAAAUGGAAAUUUCCCACACAACACCUCCGUAAAUCAAAAUUCCCAGCUUCCAGUAAGAGGGUCAGCCCCAGAAGGGCUCCAAAAUAACAGUGGCCAAGUUAUAGUGCAUAACGUAAACCCAGUUUACACAAGUAAUAAUUAUCCACAUAGAAUAAUAACAAGCAAUAUUGGUUAUCCAGAUACGACACAGGGAAGUAUUAUAAGCCAAAAUAUUGCUGGACCUUCUACAGACAAUAAUAACUCAACAUCAACAGCUUUGGGUGACUCUAUUGAAGUUUCUUAUCAACCAGCAGGGCGCGUUAUAACUACAACAGCCCAAAUAAAUAGUGGCCCCUCGAGCUCCACAAACUUGAGUGGCACCCCUUUAGUCAUACAGAAACCGCCGGCAACAUCCAAUCCACCCACUGUGGUACGUACGAGAACCUUCACAAGUACCGAAGCCCAAACCGACGAUAUAUCGCCUAUACCCGAUAAUACUCAAAACCAAAACGCCGCCCUAAAGGAGCAAAGAAGACGCGAGAGACGAGAACGUAGACACCAUCGAAGAAAUCAACAAAACGCCCCAAGAAAUGCCACAAGUAGCGCGACUCAAACUCAACCGCCUCAAAAUAAUUUGCAAGAAAACCGUUUGCCGGACAUAUUAAAUAGUCAUCUACCUCCUCCGUAUACGACUAUGCCGAAUAAUCAAACGGCAUCAAUGUUGCCGCCCCAAAUUAUCCCUCCACCGCCCCCGUUGCUACCCGGUGCGCUAUUGCCGAAUCCCCCCGGGCCGGUGUUACAAACUGUGGUGCCGAACGGUGUGCCCGCGAGUGCCUUUGUGUUUCCGGCACCUCAGCAAAUUGCGCCGCUCAUGCAAGGAGGUGCUCCCGUGCCGGUUUCUGUGCCAGCCACGGCUGCUAGUGGAUUUAGGUUUGGAUUUCCUGCCAAUGGGUUUAGAAGAUCCAGAUAUUCAGAAGACUCCCCGAAAGGAUGUUGUGGCUUCCUGACGUGGAAACCUGGAUCGCUACGAUGGUUUAUAGCUUUAAUCGCUUUGGUGGCCGUUUGCUGCGUUUUAGUAGGAACAGCCCUGGGUGCAAUGAGACCAGCCGGAAGGGAUCACCUUACAGUAUCUCUACUUAUGAUAGGAGUUGGAAUAGUUCUAAUCACAGUCAGUGGUGUCGCGUGGAGGCUAACAUCUCACGAUUCAUCCACCUGUAGAUCAAUGUUAGGUUUGGGGUCUACAGAAUCCGUAGAUGUCUGCACGCGACGUUUUGUUCCUCGGCUACCACCAUCAUACGGACGACCGCAUCAUCCGUAUGCCGCCAUGAUGUAUCCAGAGUUCCAAUACAGGCCUCCUCCUCCGAGUUAUCAAGCGUCGAUGCAAGAGUAUAGGUUAAGGUUACUUCUGCUAGAUCGUGGAAAUACUCCGCAAAUACAGACCGGAGUGCAAAACACUAUUUCUCCGCCUCCAACUUAUAGGAGUCAUGCAGGCAGCUUACUUAGGGCUCCCCUUUCUAGUAGAAGAGAAGCCAACCAAUCAGAAUACAGCUGCCCACCAUCAUACAGAUCUCAGAACAGUUCCAAUAACAGGCAAGGAACUUUAUCAAAUGCCUCAAUACUGCAUUCCCGGGAUCCAUCAUUGACUAUGUCAGAUUCAAAUCAUGAAUCGGUGGUGAACGUAGUGAACAUCCUCAAUAGUGCGGAAGAGGACAUCGCUCUAGACAACAUAACCUUGGAUUCAUUAAAAAUGGAACCAGAACCACCGGAAAUCAACCCGCUAAAAAUGCUCCUUAAAGGUAGCCAAAGCGACCUGGAGGGUUCCAAGGAUGGAAAUCUCGUGACCAUCGUGCAAACCAGUGAUCAAAACCCUGUGAUCGUGACUGUCAGCGGCUGUAGUGCGCAAGACCAUAAUUCGACCGUUCAAAUAACGGAAAUCCCUUCGGAAAUGGAGAUUUUGGCGCACUUAUAGUCGAAAGACGGUAUAGAUGUUUUUUUCUUAAUUGUAGCGAUGCCAGUGAUAAAAACAAAUUAUUAAAAUAGUAUUAGACACGUUUAAAUAAAUAAAAGAAUACUCAAGGGUUUAGUUUACUGGCAAGUACUCAUGUUACAGUAAAAAGUUAAAUAGUUUCAUAUGAAAAUUGUCAAUAAUUAAUACAGUAGAAAAUUAAUUUUUUGAGUCAAAUACUACAUUGAAGAAGAUCACUAUUGUAUCAUCACUGAAACUAAUCAGUUUUUUUUUCAAAGAUUACUCUGUGAAAGUUUCUAUGUGUUGAAAAUUGUACUUAAAAUUUGACAUUUUUUCCCUAAAUUUAAUCAUUUUCCUAAAAUAACUCUUAUAUUUAUGUAAGCAUCACCUAAUUAAGUAUUUAUUAAUGCUUGUGAAAAUUAUAAGUUACAGAAACGACCCUAUACAUAUUCAUGUUUAUUAGUGGGGACUAUGUUAGUCACCUGCUUUUUUGCGAAAAAAAGCAAAUAAUAUAGUCUUCUAUACAUAAUAGCUUUAUAAAUUGAACAUUUGUUUCUAUACAUAUAAACUGUAGCCAUAAAUAUGUACAUUUUUAAUGUUAUGUUCUGUAAUAUGU